Hemisphaericaspora subhashii is the source of this 546-nucleotide messenger RNA. RefSeq lists its product as uncharacterized. The transcript has 3 exons. Bases 1 to 546 code for a protein of 181 amino acids. The record is from RefSeq and is a predicted model, not a curated record. NCBI's taxonomy places the organism in Eukaryota, Fungi, Ascomycota, Pichiomycetes, Serinales, Debaryomycetaceae.
AUGUCUUUUCAAAGUGAAGAAGAAGAAGAAGAAGUUGGUAAUGGUGAUGAUGUUCCCAACCCAUCAUCACCUCCAAUUGCCCUCAAUUUCACAUCCACCAAUCUAACCCACCUAUCCAAUCUUAUUCCAUCUCUUAUUGAAGAUUUCGAAUUCGAUCCUCAUCUUACAUAUAUCUUUGAAUUCAACUUACAUUUGAUUUGUCCUGAUCGGGGUGGUGUUCAACCGCAAUCGACAAUUCGAAAAAUCGGGUUUGAAAUUCGGGGUGAUAAGAUUCUGGAAAAGAUUAGGGAUUUUAGAUUGCAGUUAACGAAUGUUGAUUAUUUGAUAGAUGAUAAUUUAAGUUGUUUUAAAUAUGUGGUGAAAUGGACUGGGUUUAGAUAUUAUCUUGUCAAAUAUUAUUAUAUUUGUUUUAUUCUUGGUACGGUUUUGUUUGCUGGUAUAAGUGGGUUUACUAGUUUGGCUACUAGUUAUGGAUUGUUGGCUUUGACGGCAAAGAAUGAAGAGGAACUAGAAAGGGUAUAUAUAAAACAGGAGAGGUUUGAGUAG